This is a messenger RNA of Chlamydomonas reinhardtii, 5558 nucleotides long. RefSeq lists its product as uncharacterized. The record is from RefSeq and is a predicted model, not a curated record. Gene Ontology annotation, biological process: COP9 signalosome assembly; protein deneddylation. Lineage: Eukaryota; Viridiplantae; Chlorophyta; Chlorophyceae; Chlamydomonadales; Chlamydomonadaceae. The transcript has 8 exons. Gene Ontology annotation, cellular component: COP9 signalosome. Bases 462 to 4967 code for a protein of 1501 amino acids.
GUUCCACCUCCGUUUGCAUGUAUCAUUAGUUCAGCUUAUACACGUUGCUUCAUGCACACAUCCUAGCCCUUAGGCGCCACAAGCUGUUGCCAAGCACAAGGAUGGCCCUAGCGCGCUCCCUUCGCGCCCUAGUGCGCUCUGCUAAGUCAUGUUCCGAACCACUUCUACGUACUGCUUCACUCGCUGCUGCAAGUUUAGGCGAUGUUGGGCAACCACUGUUGUCGCGGUCGCGGGAGCAGGCCACACAGCAACUAUAUAGCAAUUAUCGCUAUCCAUAUUACGACACAUUCUCAGGCCAUUAUGGCACAGCUGGCUUUGGCUUUUCCGCAGCAAGCCCAUCGCUCGCGAGCAGCUGUGCGAGCAGCGAGAGCCGCGGCCCUUAUGCAAGCGGCCCUUUUGCAUCAGCCAAUGGCCUCCUGCAUGUCGCAGCUGGCUUUCUGGCCAUGUUGCCUGUGACAGCCAUGGCAUCGGGUGGCGAUGCUGGCACCGACGAUGCGUCGGGCUCCGCGGCCGGUGGAGUUGCUGGACGGGCCGCUGGUUCUGCUAGUGGCGUUGCAGGCGGGGCGUCUGGCCCGUCAGCGGCCGGGGAGGACGGGGACGGAAGCCGCGGCGAGGAUUACUGCCCGGACUUCAUUGUGAAGUUCUCAACGGAGAUCAUUGAUAAGUACAUGCCGAAGAAGGGGGCCAGCGCGGAUGAGAAGAAGAAGAUCAUGGCAACCUGGGCGCAGAUGUACUGGGCAGUCCCCGACGCCAUGCUGGUUGCCGCGCGGAAAGACCCCUCCUUCAGCCCUGACCUCGUCCGCUUCUCGGGCACCAAGAUCUACUUCAUCGCUUGGGACCUAUUCUACCCGGACCAGCUGCUGGACCUGUAUGGCAAGGCUAUGCCGCCGUGCCCAAACUGCUACAGUAAGGGGAAGGGCAGCGAGCUGGCCCGGGCGGCGGCGGCAGCGGCGCACGUGAACUCCAGCGGCUGGGCGCAGAAGCCACGGCGGUUUGUGGACAUGGACCAAGACCACUACGUGAGGGCUCGCCAGUAUCGCUGCUCUGCAAGCAAGAGCGCGGGCCAGGCUAAGGGCUGUGGACGCUGCUUCAUGGCAACGGACCCGGACGUGCUAUCGGCGAUGCCGCCGUUCUUCAGAGAGCGCGUGCCGUGCUACCUCACCCGUAAGGCCGGCAUCAGUACCACUGUCAAGACCGCCAUGGAGCGCGACAUCUGUGAAGGGCGCUCGUUCAACGACUUCGCUGAGGGUGUGGCCGAGUGCCACAGUAGCCGCCUCAUGCGGCACGCCCUCCAGUAUGCAAGCUUGCAAACGAUUCGCCCCAACAUCCAACGUGCAUACAACCCAUCCUCGGCACCGCAGUUCCUGUCUGGCCUCUUCACGGGGCCCCGUGGUGUCCCCACGGGCCAGUACUACUCCACCGCCUACCAGACCAGCAACUUCAGUGAUGCACGGCGUGAACAGGCGCACGCUAUGCUCACAACCACGCCUGCACGUUACAACGUGCUCAAGUUCGACCACUGCCACAAGCCCUCCAAGCUGGUCCGAUUGGGUGAUUCCUCCAAGGCGUGCAUCGGCACGGCCUGGGCCCUCAACGGAGCUUCGGAGGUUAUGGGUGUGUGGCAGGUCUCUUCCACGUCGGUGUGGGACUUGCGAGAGGAGCUGCACCGCAUGAGCAAGCGCGCCAUCGCCCUGGGUGAGCCAAUUCGGUGCGUGUACGUGGACAACGCCGCGCAAACUGAGCGGGUGUGGCGCGCCAUCAUCGACACCGAUGUGAGUGGCGGCGUGAUGGUCAAGCAGGACACCUACCACCUGAAGAGGCGCUUCAUGGAGGCGGUGCCGCGGACACACAAGCUGCGCAACACCUUCAGCUUGCGUCUGUCCGAGAUCCUGCUGCCUGCCGUGGCGUCGGAUGUCAAGGAGCUCUCUCUACGCGGCUUUUCAGAGCAGGAGGUGCGGCGUCGGGCGCGCAAGUACAUUUCCAGCGGCCGGGAUGUGCUGGACAACGUCAAGAAGUUGCUGCAGCAGUUCAAGCAGAUGGACGGCGGCGCCGACUUCAUCACGGCUUCCGUGGAAAAGGUGCUCGCCAACCAGAUGGCUCUGGUUGCGAAUGGACGCGAUAUGAUCUCUGACCCGUUCCCGCUCGAGAAGAUGUACUACAUGGACGAAACCGGCCACUGGCGCAGCAUCCGGACGACCAGUCAAGUUGAAAACCUCAACCACCGCUACAACGGCCUGCUGCAAGGUCCAGUAGCCCCGGGGCUCUGCGACCACAUGACGCUGGACUUCCUGGCCCGCAGCAACAUCGACCAAGCAGCCCGCCGGCGCCAGCCCGUUGACCCAGCCCUUCCGCCGCACUUCUAUGACCUCAGCCUCGUGACCCGCAUCAACUCCUGUUUCCCGAAGGGUGCAGAGCCCUUCGGGACAUGGGAGGCGCGGCGGCGGGCGGCAGCAGAGGCGCCGGUCGAGCUGUUCGGUUUCAAGUGGCAGGAGGCGCAGGUCACCGGUGCGUUGGUCAAUGGGCUGAAGCAGCAACCAGAUCCCAUGGACCUGGGUGUGCUGGAUGACGAGGACGCGGACGGGGCGGAGGACUGGGAGGGUAGCGGUGAUGAGCAGGUGGAUGCGCCUGUCGUGCGAGACGAGGAGCUGUCCGCGUGGCGAGAUGCUCUGCGCGUGGGCGCCAACACCGACCUCGUUGGAGCAGCUGGGGUUAGCGCAGCGGCGGCGGCAGCGGCGGGGCUGGCGGGCACGAGCCUGCAGGCUCACAACAGCCCGCCCGCGUACGGCAACAGUGGUGCAGCAGCGGCGGCAGCGGCUGGGCUGGCGGGCACGAGUCUGCAGGCUCGCAGCAGCCCGCCCGCGUACGACAACAGCGGCUUCAGCUUGAAGCAAGCGAUAACAGCGGCCCUCGACCUCGGCAACCAGCAGGCUGACCGUUCAGGCCGCAUCAUCUUCAACCUGCUGGGCGCCCUCGGCUGGAUCGAGAAGCGGGCGUGGCCGCACUUGGAGGACGUGCUGGUCUGGUCUGCGCAGCUGCGGAGCCAGCUUGCACAGCAAGUAACGCAGCUGCGUGGUUCAACAGAGCCGGAGGCUGCCUGCAGCCUGGCGCUGGCAGAGCAGCGCCAGCAGGCACUUCAGCUGCUGACUGACCGGACGCGCGGAUGGGACCCCGACAACUGGCCGCCCUCGCUGCCAUCUCCCCGCCAGCAGCAGCCAGUGCGGGUGACGACGCUCAGCAUGUUCCAGCAUGCACAGCCUGUACAGUCGCCAGCUGAGAAGGCGCUCUUCGUAGAGCUCGGACAGCAGCACAGGCGGGACUACGAGGAGAUGGCCACAGUGUGGAAUACACGGCUAAUCCAGUCGCCCACGCUAGCCCAUGCGGGCGUGACGCCCAAAACGUCGCGGCUGUUGAAAGAGUUCAACGACCAGAGCGCGCGAGCUUUGGAGGUUGCACACAUGACGUACGCCCACACGGCCAUCACAGCACGGCAGGGACCGCUGCCGAUGGCAGCGGCCUCGUUCUAUAGCAGCACGGUGUCGGACAGCCAGCUCGGCGCGGUGGCGGCUGAGCAGCAGCAGCAGCAGCAGCUGUUGCAGCCACCUGAUCACGCGCCGGGUGGGGCAGGCGGCGCGGUGGUGGCGGGAGGGCAGGCGGCGGCGGCGGUGCAGCAGCAGCAGCAGCAGCAGCUGUUGCAGCCACCUGAUCACGCGCCGGGUGGGGCAGGCGGCGCGGUGGUGGCGGGAGGGCAGGCGGCGGCGGCGAUGCAGCAGCAGCAGCCGUUGCAACUGCUGCUGCCACCUUAUCACGCGCCGGGUGCGGCAGGCGGGGCGGCGAGCAGUGGCGGUGCGCUGAGUGGCCCGCCCGACCAGCAACACGCUUUGCGCCUGCAAGUGGACAGCCAGCUCGGCACGGUGGCGGCGGGAGGGCAAGCGCAGGCGGCUGAGCAGCAGCAGCAGCAGCAGCAGCAGCAGCUGUUGCAGCCACCUGAUCACGCGCCGGGUGGGGCAGGCGGCGCGGUGGUCGCGGGAGGGCAGGCGGCGGCGGCGGCGGUGCAGCAGCAGCAGCCGUUGCAACUGCUGCUGCCACCUUAUCACGCGCCGGGUGCGGCAGGCGGGGCGGCGAGCAGUGGCGGUGCGCUGAGUGGCCCGCCCGACCAGCUACACGCUUUGCGCCUGCAAGUGGACAGCCAGCUCGGCACGGUGGCGGCGGGAGGGCAAGCGCAGGCGGCGGCAUCACAAGCGGCAGCACAGGCGGCGGCGCAGGCAGCGGUACAGGCGGCGGCGCAGGCAGCGGCGCAGGCGCAGGCAGCGGCACAGGCGGCGGCGCAGGCAGCGGCACAGGUGGCGGCACAGGCGGCGGCAGCGUGGCCACAGCUGUUGCAGCCACCGCCGGGUGGGGCAGGCGGCGCGGCGAGCAGUGGCGGUGCGCUGAGUGACCCGCCCGACCAGCUCCACGCUUUGCGCCUGCAAGUGGACAGCCAGCUCGGCACGGCGGUGUUGUCCGGGGGGUGUAGGCUGGCGGCGGCACAGCUGCCAAUGCCGAGUGCAGGCCUGGUGGCGGCUGCGGCGGUUCCACGCGGCACAGCCAGCGGCAAGCGGCCCGCCCCUUCCACGCAGCCGAGCGAGGAGGAUCCGAGCGGGGAGCCACCACGCAAGCGCACGGCUGGUCGGCCGGUUGGCUCAACGGACCAACAGAAACGGCGCUGCAAGGACUGCAAGAAAGCGGGCUUCGACCAUGUGCACCACUGGAGAACCGCCAGCGAGUGCCUGAGCACGUGCAACGACUGCAGAAGCAAGGGCAAGAAGCUGCUCACAGGUGAUGGCAUCUGCACCAGCUGUGCGCGGCAGCGGUGGUGGAAGUGCGCACAGUGCUCCAAGCAGUCGGGGCGGCAGGUGAUUAGUGACGACCAGGGCGUGUGCCCGGUCUGCCAGACCAGGCGCAAGAAGUCAGGAGGCAAGUGGCUGUAAAUUGUAUGGUCGCUUGAGUAACGAGUACCGCCAAUGUGCAAACGUAGGAGAAAACCAGCGGAGGCAGUUACAUGUGACAAUGUGUGACAGGCACAGGUGACCGGUUACAGGUGACCGAUGUUGGGCGCACUAGGCAGCGAGAGAAGAGCAGGAGAGACGGGUGCAUGUGCGCGUACAUGUAAGAAGUCCCCGGGGACAGUGUUAAGGCAGGUUGGUGAAGUCCCGUAGGGUGCAGCUGAUCCAGCAGAUGGCAAACAAUUUGCAACGGCAGGACAGGAGUGCGCGGCUUGAAGCUUGAAGUUUGCUGACGCGCAUUCGUCACGCUCCGGGCACGUGCAAAGGUGUGUGUUCAGUGCAGCACGCAUAGGUAUGCAUGCCGUUGACAUGUGGUUAGACAGACUGGUUAGACAGACAGCGCGGGGCAUGCAGUAGUGAGAGGCGGGUUCGCUUAUAUUCGUGGACCAGUAGCACGGGGCGAAAGCGGUGGUAGCAGCGUGCGCACUGCGCAGAGCAGGUGUGCGAAAGGAUGGGUGUGCGUGGGGGCAUGGGCAGCACGCCCCCCCACGCAUGAGGUACUUCUUAAGCCACCGG